Molecule: messenger RNA, 465 nt
Organism: Saccoglossus kowalevskii
Lineage: Eukaryota; Metazoa; Hemichordata; Enteropneusta; Harrimaniidae
Product: G kinase-anchoring protein 1-A-like
Biological process (GO): signal transduction
Cellular component (GO): Golgi apparatus
Source: RefSeq, a predicted model, not a curated record
AUGGCGUCAUUGACUGCAUCCCGAUUUGCUGUGCUGCAUGUUGAAGAUGACGAUUCUGACCAAGAACUUCAGACUCAGACGAAAAAGGAUGAAGGGAAGCAAACGAAAAGCGCUGGUGCCAAGAAACGUGCCAGAAAGAAGAAGAAGAAUCAACAAAUAAAUGCAGAGAAUGCCCAGUUGAGAGACCUUGCCUUUUCAAAGAUUCCUUCUAAGACUCAGGCUUGUACUAUUGCACCAAAUCCAGCACGCAGUACUAAAACUGAAAGUGGUAAAACUGUUGGCGAGAAUGGAAGACAAUGGAAGCAAUGGUCAGAGAAAGACAAAGAGUUUGUUUCAGAUCAGUUUGAAAAAGAUUUGGAAAAAGCUAUACUGCAAAGCAAGAUAGAUUUUGAAAAACAAGCAUCUAAAGCUAAAAGAUCGCGCACCUUGAACUCGCGAUAUUUGCUAUUGAUCGCCCGUGAUUGA